Messenger RNA from Trichoplusia ni (cabbage looper), 2438 nucleotides. RefSeq names its product putative nuclease HARBI1. The transcript is spliced from 3 exons. The record is from RefSeq and is a predicted model, not a curated record. The coding region runs from base 1336 to 2394 and encodes 352 amino acids. NCBI's taxonomy places the organism in Eukaryota, Metazoa, Arthropoda, Insecta, Lepidoptera, Noctuidae.
AGUAGUAUUUGUCUUCUUGCAAAAAGCCGAUAUGUCUGUAAUGAUGCACCAACAACCCAAUAUGCAAGCCAAGCAAAGAGUGGCAAGAAUAAUAGGACAAAUGAUCCUGUCAGAAUUAGAAUAAGAGUAGGUAAUAUUUUUAUAAUUUUAGGGGGCUAUUUAGGGGAGAUUAUUUACGGGGCGAUAUAUUUUUUAGUACCAUAAGUGAUCUCAAUGAAAAUGUUGACUUAAAAGUGCCGGUUUUCGUUAUUUUUGUAAUAAUUAGUACCUUUUUCUAAUAAAUAAUUUAAAAAUAUUCAAAUACUAUUACUUACAAACCAAUCUUUAAUUAAAAUAAACUCAAUAUGUUAUUUAUAUGGUCAAAUCAUUACAUGGGUCUGUAAGACCCUAUGUCCGUGCUAAAAUACAAGAUGUCAAUAUUUAGGUUAGGUAGAUAGAGGAAUUUUGCCUCUGCUUACGUCAAAUCCAACGAUUGUAUGGUCUUUUUUGUACGAUAUAAAAAUAAUUCCAGAAAAUGCCUUGUUAGAAAAGGCCUGUGCUGUUUGCAAAUAACCAUAGCCAAUGGAGAAAAUUGUGACAUAAAUGGACAAGAAUUUAUUGAAGAAAUCUAAAUCCAUUAUUAAAAGAUCUGUAAUCAGGAGAGCCAAUAAAAGUUCUUAUAAAAAUAACGAUCGGCAAGAUGUUUUUGCGAAUGUAUGUGCAGCACUUCGUAUCCUAUUAACUGUUGCCAAAGGAGAACAAAGUUCUUACCUAAGGUCUACUGUAUCAGGAAAGACUGUCCUAACUGACUGGCCUAAAAGUUAAAUUAUUUAGAAUUGAUAAAAAAGUUUGCAAGUGCUAAAGCUAGAAAAGUGUCAAUAUAGUUAUAUUCUUGCGAUAUUCAAUCGAUUUGUUUGCAUGAAAAUCAGAAUAAAUAAAAGAAGUUGACAAGCAUAAUAAAUUAUUGUUAUUUUUUGCGACCCACAUCACAUACAGUCGUGGUCAACUAAUUAGGGACACUCUUUGGUUAAACCGAAUUGUUAAUUAGUCAUUUAUGUGCCCGAUUAUACAAACAAUAACAACUUAUUAAACAUUAAGGGCCUGUUUCACAAUCGCGAAGUAAAGUUCUAAGUAAGCUACUUCGAACAUAACUGCUCAGUAAACUACUUAAUUGCGUUUCACAAUCCAACAGUAAGGUUAAUCACCACUUUAUCUGAUCAGUAAAUUAAUCAUCGGAUGGACUGCCAAGUAGCCGUUUACUGGAUAAGUAAAUUUGACAAAUGUUAUAACCUCAAAUAAAUGCGGUUCGAAAUCCGCAUUUAAUUAAAGUGCCUAUCAAUUUGUUUUCGUUUUAAAAUGGAUAUUUUUGAUAUUAUUGAAGAGGAAUUCGAUGAAUUUUUUGAUCGAGUGACGGGACCGCGUAGGGAACCAAUAUUUCGAAAUCGUUCGAAUAAUAUGGAAAAAUAUGACGAUACUGACUUCAAGAUGAGAUUUCGACUCUCUAAAGUAGCUGUGACUUAUGUUUUUUCUCUAAUACAGGACACAAUAACUGCUCCUACGUCGAGGAAUUAUGCAGUUACGCCUAUGGAUCGUCUUUUAUUAACAUUGAGAUAUUAUGCAACAGGAAGUUUCCUUACCGUAGUAGGUGACUUCACUGGUGUAAGCAAGGCUUCUGCUAGUCGCAUUGUUAAGUUAGUUUCACAUGCGAUUGCGCAAUUACGAUUACAAUUUAUAAAAUUUCCUACAAAUACGAAUCACCUGCAGGAAGAGUUUUAUGAUAUCGCAAGAUUUCCCAAAGUAAUAGCCGCUAUUGAUUGUACACACAUACCUAUCAAAUCUCCAGGUGGAGAAAAUGCAGAAAAUUUUAGAAACAGAAAGUCAUUUUUUUCUUUUAAUGUUCAAGCUCUGGUAACUGCAAAAUUGAAAAUAAUUGACAUUGUGGCUAGAUGGCCCGGAGCAACCCAUGAUCAAACUAUAUUCAAUAAUUCAUUUAUAAAGCAACAAUUGAUGAACAGAGAAUUUGGUCCUUGUGUAGUUCUCGGUGAUAAUGGAUACGAAAACAAUUCAUAUCUUCUAACGCCCCUCUCAAAUCCAAGAACACCUGCAGAGCAACUGUACAAUGAAUCCCAGAUAAGAACCAGGAAUGUGGUAGAAAGAACAUUUGGUGUUUGGAAAAAUCGGUUCCCUGUUCUAACCAAAAAAAUAAUAUUGCAUGUAUCACGAGUUCAGGCUGUGAUUGUGGCAUGUGCAGUAUUACACAACAUUGCUAUUGAUAUGGGAGAUCAACAAUUUGAAGAAAACUGGCCAGAAGAGUCUGACAACGGGGAGGAAUAUCACAGCAGCACACAGAAUACAGAGGAUAGUAGUGUACGCAGCAACUUAAUAAAUGACUAUUUUGCUUCACUAAUACGAUGAAUAGCUAUGUACAAAAAUUUAUUGGAAAUAAAAUGUUUACACAA